AUGUUAACUCGUCUUUUAACCUCAUCUUCGGGCCUUGUCUUAGAGAAAGAUACUUGUUGUCCCAGGUUCGAUCAAGGGAAAUCCACGAAAGGCGCGAGCAAGCUACGACGAGACCUUAUCAACGCGGAGAUCGCCAACCUACGGGACCUCCUUCCUUUACCCCCAUCCACGCGGCAGCGACUGUCACAACUCCAGCUCAUGGCUCUCGUCUGCGUAUAUGUGAGGAAAUCCAACUAUUUCCAACAAGUUUUCAAGCGCUUUGACAUACACCAACAACCGUCUACCACUUCAAAUUUCGGCUUUUCUAAGGCACUCAAUGGGUUCCUGAUGAUGAUGACGCAGAACGGCAAACUCCUUUACAUAUCUGACAACGCAGCUGAAUAUCUUGGACAUUCCAUGGAGGAUCUGCUAAUACACGGCGACAGUGUGUAUGACGUGAUCGAUAAACAGGAUCACCAGGCAGUGAGGUCCGAACUGUCACGAGCACCUACUGACGGAGAAGACAGAGUGUUCCUCUGCAGGAUGAAUGUGGCAAGGAACGCAAGGAGACAAAUGAGGUUCGGCGAUCAAAAAGUAGUCCUCGUCCGCGGUCACUACGUCUCCUACCUGCCGCUUUGCAGCCGUAACGAGCCGGUAUUCCUUGCGGUGUGCACACCGCUCGCUAUGCCCGAAACACGUGAAUGCGUCGUGCAUGGAGCAACCAACGUCUUUACCACCGUACACGCAAUGGACAUGAAAAUUCUUCACAUAGAUAUCAAUAGCGAGUGGCAUCUUGGAUGGGACAGAAGCUCGCUACACGGCGUCAGCUGGUAUCAUCUUCUGCAUCCUGACUGUUGCAAGGAAGCUCAAAGUAAACAUCGAUUAAUAACGCAGUCUGAGCAAGAACGGUCCUGCAUAGCCCUGUUACGGCUUCAGCGUCGCUGCGGACAGUUCCUCUGGGUACAUACGGUUUUGCAGCUAAAAGACAACCUGGAGAACUCACAGAGGCCGGUUAUCGUCUGCACUAACCAAGUUUUGAGUGAGCAGGAAGCAGCGGUUAUGAAGGCCAACCCAUGGCUAUAUCACUAUUACGCAGUUCAAUCUAAGCUUCAUUAUGGACUGGCCUAUGAAGCAGCUACUAGAAUGUAUGGACCACCACCGCCAGAUAUUCAGGUCUACCCACCUGCUAUGCAGUACACCCAAGCGCCACCAGUCUGUAUUAAUGGCAAUCAAGCUGUCAUGAUGAGUAAUACUGGACUCCAGCCUCACAUAUCACAUGUUCCACCACACUUAACACCAAUCCAUUAUGCUUACGAAAGAACGGAUAAUGGACCUGUGGACUACUCCGUGUCAUUGCAAGAAAACAGAUACCACAACAUACGAUUGGAAGAUACCAGAAUUCAGCCCAAUGCCAAAAGGAAAGGAAAAAAUUCUGAUGAUAAAUCUAACAUUCCUAUUACUAACAUAUCACCUCGUUUCUCAUCAUCUACGGUUCAUUCUGGAGGAGAAAUGUUAAUAGCAAUAUCGGCAGGGUCUAUAACAAGUCGAAGGCCAGGAUCGAAGAAUUUUAACAUUACAGAAACUGAUAUAGUUGAUCAGUGGAACCCUAGUCCAACGUGGUCGGAGUCAGCAUUGCAGAAAGUUCCAGACGUCUGUCAUCAAGACCUUGGUCCAUACGUUACAAGGACUCCACCCACACCAUCUGGCACUCCAUCUGCUUACACACAAAACUACAGUCAUACGUUUGUCUUCGACUGGUCGCCUGAGCAAUAUGUUCCUCACACUAACAAUAGAUGUAGUACAAUAACAACGGAAAGUUCCUAUCAGCAGACGUGGAAUAGAAGUCAAAGGACGACUUUUACCAACGCAGAGAGUUCUGUCGAUGAGAACUGCAAUCCUAAUAGGUUAAGCUUACCAAUGAGGGUCAGUAGUCCACCAUCGGAAUACAACACUAGCAGAGAAGGAGAGAUUCUAAGAAGGCACAUCGAUCGGCCACAUCCAGAUUCACCAGGUGCCAAAAAGCCUGCAUUAUAA
This is a messenger RNA of Parnassius apollo (apollo), 2013 nucleotides long. The record is from the annotation of a GenBank genome assembly. Lineage: Eukaryota; Metazoa; Arthropoda; Insecta; Lepidoptera; Papilionidae.